AUGCCAUUCAAGUCCCGCUGGCACGUCGAUAUCCCCAACACACAUCUCGCUUCGCUGCUGCUCAAAUCACCCACGCAUCCUCUCUCGACCACGCAUCGCUGUUUUGCUGAAGCCGCCCGCCCAGACACGCACUACUUCACACUCCAUGAUUUCCGACUGUGGAGCCAGCGCUUCGCGGCUGGGCUGCGCAAGGCCGGGCUCCGGCCCGGAGACAGGGUGCUGCUCUUCUCGGGGAAUGACCUGUUCUUCCCUGUUGUGUUUAUGGGGAUAAUCAUGGCCGGGGGCAUCUUCACGGGCGCGAAUCCGACCUUCGUGCCGCGCGAGCUGGCGUUCCAGUUGCAGGAUAGCGGGGCGGUGUUUCUGCUCUGCGCGGAUGCGAGCCUGGAGGCGGGGAUUGAGGCAGCCAAACUGGCGGGGAUGGGUCUGGAUCGGGUCUUUGUGUUCAACAGUGAUAUUUUUGAGGGGCGUGGGGACGGGAGGAAAGGGUGUCGCUACUGGGGGGAGCUGGUGGCCUCCGUUGAGGAGGGGAGUCGGUUCAUCUGGGAUGAGCUGUCGACGCCCGAGGAGGCGGACCGGACGCUGGCGCUGAAUUAUUCUAGCGGUACGACAGGUCGGCCAAAGGGGGUGGAGAUCUCGCAUAAGAACUAUGUUGCCAACAUGAUGCAGUACAAUUACCUGUUCUAUCUGAGCCCGGACUGGAAGGGAAAAGCCACCAGGGCCCGCUGGCUCUGCUUCCUGCCAAUGUACCAUGCAAUGGCGCAGAACAUAUUCAUCGCGGCUGCACUAAGCCGUGGGGUGCCGGUGUACAUCAUGCCUAAAUUCGACUUUCUGAAGAUGCUCGAAUACGUGCAGGAGUUCCGCAUCACGGACCUCAUCCUGGUGCCUCCGGUGGUGAUUGCGCUGGCCAAACACCCUGCGGCCAAGAGCGGCAAGUAUGACUUGAGUAGCGUGGAGGCCAUUGGAAGUGGAGCAGCACCUCUGGGUCGAGAAGUGUGCGAGGAAGUCGAAGCCCUUUGGCCGCCUGGCCGCCUCAAUGUCAAGCAGGGUUGGGGGAUGACUGAGACUACCUGUUCAAUCAUGGGCUGGGAUCCCACCGAAAAGAGCUCCACAGCAUCAGUCGGGGAACUGAACGCAAACUGUGAGGCAAAAAUCAUGGCCGAUGAUGGGGUUACAGAGUAUGGACGCGGUCAACGUGGCGAGCUUUGGGUACGAGCCCCAAACAUCAUGAAAGGCUACUGGAAAAAUCCACAAGCUACCAAGGAAACAAAGACGGAGGAUGGAUGGUUGAAAACAGGAGAUAUCGCCUACGUGGACGGUCAGGGAAAGUUUCACGUCGUCGAUCGCAAGAAGGAAUUGAUCAAGGUAAAAGGCAACCAAGUGGCACCGGCAGAGCUGGAGGCCCUCCUGUUGGAGCAUCCUGCGGUUGCUGAUGCUGCCGUUAUUGGAAUACCAGUAAACGAUGACGAGCGUCCUCGGGCAUACAUUGUGCUCAAGGCAGGGCAAAGCGCCACCGCGAGCGAUAUAAUCGCCUUCAUGGAUGGCAAAGUCUCAGCAAUCAAGAGAAUCACUGGUGGAGUAAUCUUUGUCGAGGCCAUUCCUAAGAACCCGUCUGGGAAAAUCUUGCGCAAAGUGCUUCGAGACCAAGCCAGGGAGGAGACCCAACAGACUGGUGUCACCGCUAAGCUAUAG
Aspergillus clavatus NRRL 1 is the source of this 1689-nucleotide messenger RNA. Its product is annotated as acyl--CoA ligase. Bases 1 to 1689 code for a protein of 562 amino acids. Lineage: Eukaryota; Fungi; Ascomycota; Eurotiomycetes; Eurotiales; Aspergillaceae. Gene Ontology annotation, molecular function: CoA-ligase activity. The transcript is spliced from 4 exons. Gene Ontology annotation, biological process: secondary metabolic process. The record is from RefSeq and is a predicted model, not a curated record.